UGGGUCAUGAAACUUAGUCCACAGCAAGCCCCAUUAUAUGGCGAUUGUGUUGUUACAAUAUUGCUUGCUGAAGAGGACAAAGUUGAAGAUGAUGCUAUUUUUUACUUGAUAUUUUCUGGCUCUACUCUCUAUCACUGCACAAGUACCCGGAAAGUCAGUUCUGAUACGUUGGAGACAAUUGCUCCUGGUCAUGACUGCUGUGAGACAGUGAAGGUGCUGCUCUGCGCUUCCAAAGAGGGCCUGCCUGUGUUUGUCGUAGCCGAAGAAGACUUCCAUUUCGUCCAGGAUGAGGCGUAUGAUGCAGCUCAGUUCCUGGCAACCAGUGCUGGCAAUCAGCAGGCUCUGAACUUCACCCGUUUCCUUGACCGGUCAGGACCCCCUUCUGGAGAUGUCAACUCUCUGGAUGAGAGGGUCGCCCUGGCGUUCAGACACCUGAAACUGCCCGCGGAGUGGAAUGUGUUAGGGGCAGAUCACACCUUGCACGAUGGUGGCCCCCGGGAAACAUUGAUGCAUUUUGCUGUGCGGCUGGGACUGUUGCGGUUGACAUGGUUCCUGUUACAGAAGCCAGGUGGUCGUGGAGCUCUCAGCAUCCACAACAAGGAAGGGGCAACGCCUGUAAGCCUGGCAUUGGAACGAGGUUAUCAUAAACUCCACCAGCUUCUGACUGAGGAAAAUGCUGGUGAACCAGAUUCCUGGAGCAGUUUAUCCUAUGAAAUCCCUUACGGAGACUGUUCGGUGAGGCACCAUCGAGAAUUGGACGUCUAUACGUUGACUUCUGAAUCUGAAUCACAUCGUGAAUCCCAUGGAGACAGUUGUACUGGACAUAUUUUUAAACUUAUGAAUAUCCAACAGCAGCUAAUGAAAACAAACUUGAAACAGAUGGACAAUCUUAUGCCUUUAAUGGUGACAGCACAAGGUUCUCCCAGUGUGCCCAGUGCACCAGAGCCAGAUGGCCAGUUCCUUUCCGGUGCACCAGAGCCUCCUGACCACCAGCAGCUCUCUUCUGAAGAAACCAAGAGCACUCUGUGCUGCCGAGGGAGUCCUGUGAGGAAGGCUGAAAGGUCCUGUGAUUUGUCAAGUGCGGCUGAGGAGGGAAAUGUAGCCUGUUCUCCUAAGAAUAAAGACGUGGUAGGGAGGAAAGGGGAAGAGGAGGAGCCAGCAUCUGCCGUGGGCUCCAGCUCUGCAUCUCAUCAAGACAGCUGCCUUCAGAGCAUACCCGACUGUGGAUUAAAGGCCACAGAAGGCCUUCCAUCCUGUGGAAACAGAAAUGAAGUAACUGGAACAAAAUAUUCUGGAGUGACCACAGGUCAGCAGCCCCCGAGCAGCCGGGGCAAUGUGCUUCAGGAAGUCAUGGUCACAGAGCCAGGGAGAUGCCAGCAUUCUUCUGGAAGGGAGCUCCUAGACAGAUCUUCAGCAGAUGCUGGUGCCCCAGAGAAUGCAGGGGAACUAGAACCUAGCUCACUGAACCCAAGUGCUACCAUCCAGAAGAGUAAGCAUCAAGUAGGGGAAGGCACAGAGGGAGGAUUUGAGAAUUCUGAUGUCAGCACGGCCGAGGCGUCCGGUGUUCAAGCUUUAGACGAACCUGUGGAGAAAGCCAAUAUUACAAACCAUGUCUUGGCUGCCAGCGCCCUGGGUGCCAACAUGGCUGCUGAGUCUUUGCCUGCCUUGAGUCCUGGAGAAAGCCUCAUUGAGAAAACUGGAACGGAAACUCAGGAGGGAAGUUGUGAGGAGAGAACUGAUGCUCUAAGUGUCCAGAGCUCUCUGGUGUUUCCAGCUGCUGCAAAAGACAAGAUUUCAGGUGGACCAGCACCUGAUACUCCCCUAGCAGGCCUGUGUGAGACACCAUCACCCUUGGCUUUAACCUUUUCUGGGCCAAAACCAGAUGGGAUGCCAAACCAGAAAUCAGAAUCUAAUUCAUGGCAUGCUCCAAGCCAAAACAGCCAGGCGCUGCCCUGUUCUCCAACUGUGGCUGGUACGUCUUGUGCUGAGUCUUCGUGUCAGCAGAACACAGUGACUUCUAGUGGUGAGUUGGUUGUAAAACACUGCUGUGGUGAAGUUAGUCUGCCCGAUAGCACAGUAGUGCAGCCAAACACGCAGGAUCCAUGCACCGCCCUCGGCCCAGAAGACCCACAAGCGGACACAGUCGCUUCUGACACCGUAGAAACUACCCAGGAAUCUGUGGGGGUUUGUCCUCCCUGUGUUCUACAUGCAGAGAGCCAGGGAGAAGAUUUAAAACAAGAUCCACCUUUAACAAAUAUGCUGGAGGGUGUUUCACGUUUGCCUUCAGUUGUCCCCCAAACCGAGAAAGAACAAGUGCCAGAGCGGGUAUCACCACCAGGCAGCAGUUUCUCUCUGGCAAGCAGUCCAGAGAGUGAAUCAGUAACCAAAGAUGACGCACUUUCUCCUGUCCCCUCCCAGAAAGAAAAGGGAACAGCAACUCCUCGGCUCCAUAGAGCUAUAGCUUGUAGAGAUGGCCCAGAUGGAGAUUCAGAUGAUCCUAGUAAGCUAGGAGACGAGGCCACUGGCCUGUCUACACCCUCUGCUGUAGAGCUUCAGCCCAGCAUGGGGAAUACCAGCCCCGUAAGCUUUGGUGGAGAUCACGAGGGCCCCGGGCCAACAUCGACACCCGAAGUUCUGAGCGACUCUUCACUACAAGGUGUGGAUAAAGCUGCUUUGGUCUCUGACUCUCUUCUGCCUGAAGAAGGUGGCAGUCUGGUGGUUCCAGAGAGCUCAGCAGCUCUGGGGCAAGAUGACAAGGAUAAAGCAGUGAGGUGUUCCUCCGUUAAAGAAGACAUGCGUUCUUCAGAAAUGUCAAGGGAAAACGAGCGAACACCACCUCCUGGCCAAGCAAUAGCAAGGUCAUGUGAAAACCCUGUGCCAGCCGUGUGUGCUGGGGAGAAAGCAGCGCAGCCCAGUACCUCACCAGGCACACCCUCUGCCGGUCUGAAAACAGAAACGAAGCACAACAAGGAAGUGGCCCCACAGGUCUCCCCGCCGACUGAAGGUGGGGCUAGAAAGAGCCUGGUGCCACCAACAGCAAGUCUGGCUGCGGAUUCAAAGCAGGAAGCCUCAGAUACAGAGCAGAGCAGUUCAUCUCUGUUGCCAACUCUGCUUCCAGAUGGGUCUGAGGCCCUUCCUUGUAAUCAGCCUUCUGCUCUGGAUGUUGGUGUGGAUACUCAGUUCCAAGAGAAAGCCCAUGCUUGUGAGGUAAGCAGAAAUGUAAUGGAAAAUGUUCCAGUGCCUAAUGCUUUAUCAGCUCCUGCUAAGCCCAGAAGUGAGGAUAUAGCACACCCCGUCAAAGACAGUCCAGUUUCAGAGUUGUUUAACCAAGAGAAGAAAAUGACUCCAUGUCUGCCAGAAGCUUUACUGGACAAAGGUGUCACUGGCUCACAGGAAGUCAUAACCCCAGAGAUAGUGCCACUUGAUUGCAAGGGAGAAAAACUGGAGGGAACAGACCUCAGCUGUGCCAUGAGUAACUCUAAAGAAGCCCCAAAUGAUGAAGAAACAACGCAGCCUCUUGCCAGGGACCUCCCCACAGAUACAGGACCCUCAGCUCUCAAUGACAGUGUCCUCCCAGCUGACAUGAAGCGUGUCACACAGACCUCAGUCCAGGGAGAGGAAAGGAAUGCCACCUCUCUACCUGGAACCCAAGCUGCACCUGUGCCUACGGGGGCAGACCCCAUAGAGGAGACCGCCACUCGGAUAGUGAAGGCUGUCAUCGAGCGAGUCAGGGCCUCCAACACGCUGUUGACUAAAGGAAAACUCAGUAAUCCAUCACUGUCCAUCCCAGAGACUGAGCAGCUGCAGAACGUUUGCACAGAGAGUACAUGUGCUUUCCUACCUGGGGAGACCCUGCCAGUGGGUAAUACUCGUGCAGAAACCACUGGGAACUGUGUUGUUGAAACAGAGGAAUCAGAGAAAAUGGUUCCACCUGUCGACAGGCCUGAGCCAGCACCAGAAAUGCCAGACACUAAAGCUGAAGAUGAAGUGGAUUUUCUGAGUAAAACCAGAGCUCCUUCUGAGGAGGAGGCUGUAGGAAAUGGAACUACCACACCCAAGACGAAGCAAGGCCCUGGGACCCAGGCGAUCAACCGAGAAAGCUGGUGUACCAUAGAGCCAUGCCCUGAAGCAGCAUCUCUUCUGGCUUCCAAACAGAGCUCAGAAUGUGAAAGCUUCUUAGAUGUUGGACUGGGCACCGAGUGUGCCUCAAAAGAAGGUGUGCUUCAGAGAGGCUCAGGGAGUGAUUCUGACCUCUUCCACUCACCCAGUGACGAAAUGGACAGCAUCAUCUUCUCCAAGCCUGAGGAAGAGCAGUUGCUUUGUGAUACCACCGGAUCCAGUUCCUCUACAGAUGACACAGCUUCCCUGGACCGACAUUCUUCUCAUGGCAGUGAUGUGUCCCUUCCUCAGAUGUCAAAGUUAAGUAGGUCCAGAAAUCAUCAACGCUCUGAUGGCUUUCUUAGCCAUGGAGUGGGACCUGAGCGUCGAGAGAGUGAGAGUGAGCCUAUUGGCCCUGGUGAAAUGGAAGAGGAGGAAAUGGACAGCAUCACUGAAGUGCCUGCAAAUUGCUCCUUUCUGAGGAACUCCAUGCGUUCUCUUUCCCCUUUCCGGAGACAUAGCUGGGGUCCUGGGAAGAACGCAGCCAGCGAUGCAGAUAUGAACCAGCGGAGUUCAAUGCAAGUUCUUGGGGAUGUUGUCAGGAGACCUCCCAUUCAUAGGAGAAGUAUGAGCUGGUGUCCCUCUGGUGUGCAGUACUCGGCUGCUCUGAAUGCUGACUUUAAUUUCAGAAGUUUCAGUCUGGAAGGCUUGACAGGAGAAGCUGGUGGUGGAAAUAAGCCAUCUUCGUCUCUAGAAAUGAGCUCUGCAAACUCCAGCCAGCUCAGAAACCCUUUCAGUGGUGAGGAACAGAGGGAUUCUCUGAUGUCACUUUCAGAAGAACAUCUGGAGCCGGACCAGAGACAUCAUCAUAGGAUGUUUGAUCAGCAGACAUCUCACAGGUCUAAACAACAGGGAUUUAAUUACUGUACAUCAGCCAUUUCUUCUCCAUUGACAAAAUCCAUCUCAUUAAUGACAAUUAGUCAUCCUGGAUUGGACAAUGCACGGCCUUUCCACAGUACCAGUGCUAACCUGACCGAGAGUAUAACAGAAGAAAACUAUAAUUUCCUGCCUCCGAGCCCCUCAAAAAAGGAUUUUGAAGGCAAGAGUGGGACGAAAGUUAGUCGCACCUUCAGCUACAUCAAGAAUAAAAUGUCCAGCAGCAAGAAGAGCAAAGAAAAGGAAAGGGAGAAAGAUAAAAUUAAGGAGAAAGAGAAAGAAUCUAAAGAGAAGGAUAAAGAGAAGAAGACUCUUAACGGGCACACGUUCAGUCCCAUUCCUGUUGUGGGUCCCAUCAGCUGCAGCCAGUGCAUGAAGCCUUUCACCAACAAAGACGCCUACACUUGUGCAAGUUGUAGUGCUUUUGUCCACAAAGGCUGCAGAGAAAAUCUAGCCUCCUGUGCAAAGGUCAAAAUGAAGCAGCCGAAAGGGAGCCUCCAGGCACAUGACACAUCGUCGCUGCCCACGGUCAUCAUGAGAAGCAAGUCUUCACAGCCCAAGGAGCGCCCUAGGUCUGCAGUCCUUUUGCCUGAUGAGGCCACUGCUAUACCAUUGUUUACUAACAGACGGUCCCAGCAGAGUGUCUCCCUCUCUAAAAGUGUUUCCAUACAGAACAUCACUGGAGUUGGCAAUGAUGAGAACAUGUCAAACACCUGGAAAUUUCUGUCUCAUUCAACAGACUCACUGAAUAAAAUCUGCAAGGUCAAUGAGUCAACAGAAUCACUUACUGAUGAGGGAGUAGGUACAGACAUGAAUGAAGGACAGCUGAUGGGAGACUUUGAAAGUGACUCUAAACAGCUGGAAGCAGAGUCCUGGAGCCGGACGGUAGACAGCAAGUUCCUUAAACAGCAGAAGAAAGAUGUGGUCAAACGGCAGGAGGUGAUUUACGAGCUGAUGCAGACAGAGUUACAUCACAUUCGCACACUCAAGAUCAUGAGUGAUGUGUACAGCCGGGGGAUGAUGACGGAUCUGCUCUUUGAGCAGCAAAUGGUGGAAAAGCUGUUUCCUUGUUUGGAUGACCUGAUCAGCAUCCAUAGCCAGUUCUUCCAGAGGAUUCUGGAGCGGAAGAAGGAGUCUCUGGUAGACAAAAGUGAAAAGAACUUCCUUGUCAAGAGGAUAGGGGAUGUGCUUGUCAAUCAGUUUUCAGGUGAGAAUGCAGAGCGUUUAAAGAAGACAUAUGGCAAGUUCUGUGGACAGCACAACCAGUCUGUCAACUACUUCAAAGACCUCUACACAAAGGAUAAGCGUUUCCAAGCCUUCGUGAAGAAGAAGAUGAGCAGUUCGGUAGUAAGAAGGCUCGGAAUCCCAGAGUGCAUAUUACUUGUAACCCAGAGGAUCACCAAGUACCCAGUUCUAUUCCAAAGGAUACUGCAGUGUACCAAAGACAAUGAAGUGGAGCAGGAAGACCUGACUCAGUCCUUGAGCCUGGUGAAGGAUGUGAUUGGAGCCGUGGACAGCAAAGUGGCAAGUUAUGAGAAGAAAGUCCGUCUCGGUGAGAUUUACACGAAGACCGAUAGCAAGUCGAUCAUGAGGAUGAAAAGUGGGCAGAUGUUCGCCAAGGAGGAUCUGAAACGGAAGAAGCUGGUGCGGGAUGGGAGUGUGUUUCUGAAGAGUGCAACUGGAAGGCUGAAAGAGGUUCAAGCAGUUCUCCUCACUGACAUUUUAGUUUUCCUUCAAGAAAAAGACCAGAAAUAUGUAUUUGCAUCAUUGGACCAUAAGUCAACUGUGAUCUCCUUAAAGAAGCUGAUUGUAAGAGAAGUGGCACAUGAGGAGAAAGGUCUGUUCCUCAUCAGUAUGGGGGUGAAAGAUCCAGAGAUGGUGGAGGUCCACGCCAGCUCCAGAGAGGAGCGGAAUAGCUGGAUUCACAGCAUUCAGGAUACAAUCAACUCCCUGAACAGAGAUGAAGAUGAAGGGAUUCCUAGUGAGAAUGAAGAAGAAAAGAAAUUGUUGGAUACCAAAGCCCGGGAGCUAAAAGAACAACUUCAACAGAAGGACCAGCAGAUCCUCCUCUUGCUGGAGGAGAAGGAGAUGAUUUUCCGGGACAUGACAGAGUGCAGCACUCCCUUGCCCAAGGAUUGCUCCCCAACGCACAGCCCGAGAGUCCUCUUCCGCUCCAACACAGAGGAGGCUCUCAAAGGAGGGCCGCUGAUGAAAAGUGCAAUAAAUGAAGUGGAGAUCCUCCAGGGUUUGGUGAGUGGAAGUCUUGGUGGCACACUCGGACAGUCCGUCAGCAGCCCUGUUGAGCAGGAAGUCAUGGCUGGCCCCAUUUCCUUGCCCCGGAGAGCAGAGACCUUUGGAGGAUUUGACUGUCAUCAGAUGAAUGCUUCCAAAGGAGGGGAGAAGGAAGAGGGUGACGACGGCCAAGAUCUUAGGAGAACAGAAUCAGACAGUGGUCUGAAAAAGGGUGGAAAUGCUAACCUGGUAUUUAUGCUUAAAAGAAACAGUGAGCAGGUUGUCCGGAGCAUUGUUCACCUCCACGAACUCCUGAGCAUGCUGCAGGGUGUUGUGCUACAACAGGAUAGCUACAUUGAGGACCAGAAGCUGGUGCUGACAGAGAGGGUCCUGACAAGGAGUGCGUCUCGCCCCAGCUCUCUCAUUGAGCAGGAGAAGCAGCGGAGCCUGGAGAAGCAGCGCCAGGACCUGGCCAACCUGCAGAAGCAGCAGGCCCAGCACCUGGAGGAAAAGCGCCGCCGUGAGCGGGAGUGGGAGGCCCGGGAGCAGGAGCUAAGAGACCGCGAGGCCAAGCUGGCCGAGCGGGAGGAGACGGUCCGCCGUAGACAGCAGGACCUGGAGAGGGACCGGGAAGAGCUGCAGCAGAAGAAGGGCACUUACCAGUGUGAUCUGGAGAGGCUCCGGGCUGCCCAGAAACAGCUGGAGAGAGAACAGGAGCAGCUGAAGCGGGAUGCAGAGCGGCUCAGCCAGAGGCAGAUGGAUCAGGACCUUUGCCAGGUUUCGAAUAAACAUGCCAAGCUGAUGCGAGUCCCGUCCUUCUUGCCCAAUCCGGAUGAGUUCUCCUUGCCAUCUGCCCCUUCCAUAACCAAAUCAGGGUCACUGGACUCAGAACUCUUGGUGUCUCCUAAAAGGAACAGCAUCUCUCGGACACACAAAGAUAAGGGGUCUUUUCAUAUACUGAGUUCAACGAGCCAGACAAAAGUACCAGAGGGGCAGAGCCAGGCCCCACCCAGCACCUCCACUUCCACCCGUCUUUUUGGGUUAGCUAAGCCAAAGGAGAAGAAGGAGAAGAAAAAGAAGAGCAAAGGAGGCCGCUCUCAGCCUGGUGAUGGUCCUGCUUCGGAAGUGUCAGCCGAGGGUGAAGAGAUCUUCUGUUGACCCGAUUCCUGACUCUGCCAGGGCAGCCACCUUCCAACCCUGACCCGACAGCGGUGUGGCUGCGGCACUCGUGCUGCCCCUGAGCACGAGUCUCUUACACUGGACGCCCACUGCCCCUCAGCGUCCAGUCCUCCUGAGCUAUCCCAGGUCCUGGGCAAGACACUGAAACAGCUGCGUGUCGGGGUGGAGAAGGACGCCCGGACUCCACUUCCGCCGUGAUCCGUGACUGCCCGGGACUUGGGUGGGCCUGGCCUUACUCAGGGUGUUCCACGGAAAGUAGUGGCCCUAGACGUAGGAAGUAGUUUGAGACGUGUCAGGAUUCCCUAGAGGCUCCAAGCGUUUCUCCAAGUGAGGUCUGAAACCCUGCCUUGUCUUUGGGGGAAUACAACCAGAACCCAAGAGCAGGUAGUGUAGACUUCAUCUGCAUACAGUGACCAUCUGCAUGUCCACACGGAGUACGCCAGCUGUGUACUCAUCAGGAUAGCCUAGGCCAAGAGCAAGCGCCUGACUGGCCAGGUGGCAUGUGGAGAUACAGUAUUUCACCCUGCGGUCCUCCGAGAUCGGGUCCCUUGAAACAGCCCCUGCGCACACACCACCCCUCUUUGUAUGUGUCCCUCAUUUUAUUUUAGGAAGAACAACAGGAUGUUUGUGGAACCAGCGAGAGGCCUGAUGUGUACAAAAAACAGGUAGUCUACACCACCUGGAUCUCUAUUCUAGGCUGACUAACUAUCUCACACUUCAUAUUCAAAUCAGGAAGAAACAUCCUGCUGUCCUAGGUGCCUGUCGAAAUGCUCUGGGCACAGAGGAAGUAGAGAGGACUCGUCACCACUGUCCUCAGUAUGACACUUUCCAGUUGUUACUGGACCUUCCUGUGGGAAAGCAUGCACCCUGUUGGUGCUCCCAGCCCCCUGCCCAGGACUAGUCUGUCCCCUGAGGCCUCUCCAUGCCCUGCUUUAGGAUUACUGGCUGAAAAGUAGAUUCAGGUGCAGGAGUUAAGUCUGUCUGGUGGUUUUGCCAAUACAGACAGGGGAGCUGGCCCUGAAGCGUGGCUGGGUGCCCUCUCUUCGGUCACGAGGCCUCCUCAUAGACGGUUUUCAGAUGCAGUCUGCUUGGUUGUGCUCUCACCUUGAAGCCUGACUCUCCUCUCGCCCUCCAUCUCCAUGUGUUGAUCUCUGCAUGCUUGAGGCUUUCACCAGCUCGUGUGUGCAGGACAGUUCAUUGGUAACGGACCCUCGAAGGCUCACGUACCUGUCCCUCGGGGUACUCCCCGUGAGGGG
Peromyscus eremicus (cactus mouse) is the source of this 9701-nucleotide messenger RNA. It is a transcript of the gene Akap13, whose product is annotated as A-kinase anchoring protein 13. Gene Ontology annotation, molecular function: MAP kinase scaffold activity; guanyl-nucleotide exchange factor activity. NCBI's taxonomy places the organism in Eukaryota, Metazoa, Chordata, Mammalia, Rodentia, Cricetidae. The record is from RefSeq and is a predicted model, not a curated record. The transcript has 37 exons. Gene Ontology annotation, biological process: positive regulation of canonical NF-kappaB signal transduction; regulation of Rho protein signal transduction; adrenergic receptor signaling pathway. The coding region runs from base 7 to 8424 and encodes 2805 amino acids. Gene Ontology annotation, cellular component: membrane; actin cytoskeleton.